AUUGCAAGUUAACUGAAUCUUUCUAAUUAAUUAAGGUAAAGUUGCCUAGCUAUUUGUAAAGAUUAAUUCAUUCUUAAUUAAGGUCCCUCUUACUUUGAUUUGAUUUGAUGCCAAAACAAUUAAUUAAUCUCUUAGCCCUCCUUUCAAUACAUCAAAAAAUUAAAAUAACAUAAAAUAAAAAUGAAACUAGUAGUUGACCAAAUUAGCAUGCUCAUUUCCUAAAUUGGAGUGGUUCUUUUUGAACAAUCUCUUUCUCUCUCUCUCUCUAAUGGAUUUGUUAGUGGCACUUUCUGAGCAUAGCAGGUUCACCUGAUCAGUUAUACAAGUUACAAACACUACUAGCUUCAUAAUUGUUACUUGAUUUAUAUGCUUCUUAGAUACAUCAAAUUUUUCAUAUCAUUCUUUGAUUCUAAAAACAUACAAUACAUUAUCUUAAAGCUUGAAAUAUUCUUCACUUUUUUAGCUAAAAAAGAAGAUGUCAAGUUCAGAUCAUUCAUCAUUAUUCUUGUAAAAGCACUUUUGUUGCUAGAAAGAGAAAAAAAAAGUUUUUUUUUUCUUUUAUUUUUCAGUAACAAGCUUGAAACUGUUACUAAAUGUCAAAAUGAAAACCCUUUUCUCAAAGGUUCAUAUUUCACACCCCAAGUUUAUUUUCAUUCAAAGUUCAACACUUUAGCUUAAAGGGUUGUUAGAAAAGUGGUUAAACUCAUCAAAAAAUGCGUAGUUUGAAGAUUGUUGAACGUUUUAAGAGUAUUCAAGUUCAUGCUCUUAGUUCUUCAUCUGAAACUAAUGGUGAUAGCAAAACCAAACCUCACAACGUUAACAGACACAGAACAAUAUUGUCUUGGUCAAAAUCAAAAUUCAACAACAAUAACACAACAACCUCAGAAUUUGCAAAUCUUGUUUCUCUUCAGUUACCUUCAACUGACACUAUUGAACCAUCUAUAGAACCUUACCUUAAACCAAUCAACCUUGUUGAGACUUUAGCAGAACUCUAUCAAAGGAUAGAGUUUUGCUCCACACAGAAUGAGAAAGUGACACUUUUUGUUGAACUUUUCUCUGUUUUGUAUGGUCUUGGAGACCAGAAGCUACUCAGAAGAUGUCUUAGAAAUGCGCGACAGAACGCCGAAGAUGUGAUUUCAAAGGUUGUUCUUUCUGCAUGGUUGAGGUUUGAAAGAAGGGAUGAUGAACUUGUUGGUGUUUGUUCAAUGGAUUGUGGUGGUUAUAAUGUUCUUGAAUGUCCAAAGAAGAAUUUGGAAAAUGGGUUUAGUCCUUUUUCAAUUAAUGAUCACUGCAAGUGUACUCAAGAAGAGAAAAAGCAUGAAAAUUUUGAUAAUGAUGAGUGUGUUUGUUUGUCAGAUGAGGAAAGUGAUGUUUUGUUUUGUGUUGGGAAUGAAGAAAUCAAGUGUGUUAGGUGGAGAAUUGCUUCACUUUCAGAACCAUUGAAUGCAAUGCUUUGUGGUGGAUUUCUAGAAUCCAAAAUGUUGAAAAUUGAUUUUUCAGGUAAUGGAUUAUGCUCAGAAGGGAUGAAAGCAGUUGAAUUUUACAGCAGAACAAAAAGAUUGGAUCUUUUUGGUCCCAAUACUGUUUUAGAGCUUCUGUCAUUUGCCAAUAGGUUUUGUUGUGAGGAGAUGAAAUCUUCUUGUGAUUCUCAUUUGGCUUCAGUUGUUGGAAAUGUUGAAGAUGCAUUGAUACUUAUUGAGUAUGGAUUGGAAGAAAGAGCAAAACUUCUCGUAGUUUCUUGCUUGCAAAUUUUUCUUAGGGAGCUUCCAAAUUCACUUCAUAACUCAAAGGUGAUAAAUUUUUUAUGUAGUUUUGAGUCAAAGGAAAAGUUGGAAAAUUUAGGGUGUGCUACUUUCUUGUUGUACUAUUUUCUCAGCCAGGUCGCGAUGGAAGAAAGCAUGGUAUCGAAAACAACAGCGAUGUUGUUGGAGAGAAUGAAAGAGUGUGCUGCAGAGAAAUGGCAGAAGGGUCUAGCAUUGCAUCGAUUAGGGUGUGUGUUUCUGGAAAGAAGGGAGUAUAAAGAAGCUCAACAUUGUUUCGAUGAAGCAGUUGAAUUAGGUCAUGUUUAUUCUAUAGCAGGUGUGGCUAGAACGAAGCAUAAACAAGGUCAACCAUAUUCAGCUUAUAAGUUAAUUAGUUCACUCAUAUUCGAGUAUAAACCAGUCGGUUGGAUGUAUCAAGAGAGAGCAUUGUACAAUAUGGGAAGAGAAAAAGGUUUUGAUUUGGAUUUUGCAACUCAACUCGAUCCUUCACUUUCAUUUCCGUAUAAAUAUAGAGCAUUGGAAAAAGUCGAGGAGAAGCAAAUAAAGGAAGGGAUUAUGGAGUUAGAUAAGUUUCUAGGAUUUAAGCUUUCACCUGAUUGUUUAGAGUUGAGGGCAUGGCUGUAUAUUGCAUUAGAUGACUAUGAUAGUGCUAUAAGAGAUAUUAGAGCUUUGUUAACCAUAGAGGCUAAUUACAUAACUUUACAUGGGAGGAUUAAAGGCGAAUGCUUGGUUCAAAUUCUUAAAAGUAAGAUUCAGAAGAAGAAUCAGGCGGAUUGUUGGAUGCAAUUAUACCAACAAUGGUCUUCAGUUGAUGAUGUUGGUUCUUUGGCUAUUAUACAUCAGAUGCUUGAGAAUGAGCCUGGAAAGAGCCUGCUCGAGUUUCGUCUGUCACUACUCCUCUUGAGAUUAAACUGUCAAAAGGCUGCAAUGCGCAGUUUGCGGCUGGCAAGAAACCAUUCCACCUCAAUGCAGGAAAGGCUAAUAUAUGAAGGAUGGAUUCUAUACGAUACUGGCUAUCGUGAUGAGGCUGUUACAAGGGCUGACAGAUCAAUUGAAAUUCAGAAAUCAUUUGAAGCCUUUUUCCUAAAAGCAUAUGUUUUAGCAGAUACAAAUCUUGAUCCUGAAUCUUCUUCUUAUGUUAUUCAGCUUUUGAAAGAAGCACUUAAAUGUCCUUCAGACGGACUUCGCAAAGGACAAGCAUUGAAUAACAUGGGGAGUAUUUAUGUGGACUGUGGUAAAAUAGAACUUGCAAAGGAAUGCUACAACAAUGCACUAGCGAUUAGGCACACAAGAGCUCAUCAAGGUCUGGCGCGUGUUUAUCAUCAGAAAAACCAACGAAAGGCUGCAUACGAUGAGAUGACAAUGCUGAUUGAGAAAGCGGAAAGUAAUGCCUCGGCAUAUGAGAAACGAUCAGAAUACUGUGAUCGUGAGAUGGCAAAGGCUGAUCUUGAUGUUGCAACUCACCUUGAUCCUUUAAGGACAUACCCUUAUAGAUACAGGGCAGCAGUGCUGAUGGAUGAGCAAAAAGAAACAGAAGCAGUAGAAGAACUCACUAAGGCUAUAAAAUUCAAACCAGAUCUUCAAAUGCUUCAUCUACGAGCCGCAUUUUACGAGUCAAUGGGAGAUCUAUCUUCUGCUCUUAAAGAUUGUCAAGCUGCUCUUUGUUUAGAUCCAAGCCAUGCAGCCACACUUGAUUUAUAUCAAAGGAUACAAAAGCUGAACUUUUGAUCUUAAAACAAAACUCAAGAAGCUAUACAUUGGAUGAAUCAGGAGAAAGAUGGAUAAUAGAAAUUUACUUGUGUUUAUAGUAUCAAAUAUGGAGGAUGAUUCAUGUGUAAAACAGAAGAUUUUCACAAUAGUAUGUAUAUACAUUGGUAUAUAUGAUGUGGAAUCUUGUGAGUUGUGAGCAAUAUUCACAGAAUUAGUCUUGCACACUUUACACAUCCUCUUGUACAGUUACAAUACAUGAUUAUAAAGAGAUUCAUACCUCUGGUUUCCAAAAAUUCAUAA
Molecule: messenger RNA, 3773 nt
Organism: Medicago truncatula (barrel medic)
Lineage: Eukaryota; Viridiplantae; Streptophyta; Magnoliopsida; Fabales; Fabaceae
Product: ethylene-overproduction protein 1
Exons: 4
Coding region: 714-3491 (925 amino acids)
Biological process (GO): negative regulation of ethylene-activated signaling pathway
Molecular function (GO): protein binding
Source: RefSeq, a predicted model, not a curated record